Pollicipes pollicipes is the source of this 1938-nucleotide messenger RNA. RefSeq names its product mRNA (2'-O-methyladenosine-N(6)-)-methyltransferase. The transcript has 11 exons. Gene Ontology annotation, molecular function: RNA polymerase II C-terminal domain binding; mRNA (2'-O-methyladenosine-N6-)-methyltransferase activity. Lineage: Eukaryota; Metazoa; Arthropoda; Thecostraca; Pollicipedomorpha; Pollicipedidae. The record is from RefSeq and is a predicted model, not a curated record. Gene Ontology annotation, cellular component: nucleus. The annotation marks the transcript as partial.
AUGACUUCGCCAGGUGGCCUUAUCCAUGCUGCUAAAUGUGUGCAGAUACUGCCCAAAAGCACUCCCGUGAGCGCCGCGCCGCCGCCGCUGCCCAUCCCCGGCGACACGGACCUGCCCGCCGAGCUGGUGGCCGACGGCUGGCGGCGGCUCUGGUCGCGCCGCGAGAACCGCCACUACUUCUGGAACCACCGCACCAACGAGUCGCUCUGGGAGCUGCCCACGGCGCACGGCCGACAGCAGUUUGACCCUGUGUCGGACCCGCUCGGCAUCAUGGGUCAGCCGGGCCACUCGGGCCAGGGGCUGAAGAGGCGCGCCUCCGAGGAGUUCGGUGGACCGGCCAACAAACGGAUCCCCGUCGUCCACGGCCCCUGGGACCUGGAGGUGCCGACGAACGCGGUCAUCUUCGAGCGGCCGCCCAUCGCCACGCCCCACCCGCACCCCGACAUAGAGGUGAUGCGCGCCCAGCUCACCAACAAACUGCGCCAGUGCUACCAGGAGCUCUGCCACAGUCGCGAAGGCGUGGACGCGCCGGCCGGCUCGUUCAGCCGCUGGCUGAUGGAGCGCAAGGUGAUCGACACGGGCACGGACCGGCUGCUGCCCUCCCAGUGCUUCCCCGAGAUCUCCAUGUCCAUGUAUCGCGAGAUCAUGAACGACCUGCCGAUGAAGCUGGUCAAGCCCAAGUUCACCGGCGAGGCGCGCAAGCAGCUCUCCCGAUACUGCGAGGCCGCCAAGAAGAUGAUCGAGUCCCGUACGGCCAGUCCGGAGAGCCGCAAGAUCAUCAAGUGGAACGUGGAGGAGACGUUCACGUGGCUGCGGCGCACGGUGGGCGCCUCGUUCGACGACUUCCAGGAGCGGCUGACGCACCUGAAGCGCCAGUGCCAGCCGCACCUCACCGAGGCGGCCAAACAGUCGGUGGAGGCCAUCUGCCUCAAGAUCUACAACCUGUCGGCCGACUACGCCAAGAAGAUCCACGACCGGCACUGGGAGCUGCUCAAGGAGAACAACAUCACGCAGAUCAACGCGUCGCUGACGGUGGAGAACCCGCGCAAGGUCUGGUGUUUUCCGGUGCAGUACGCGCUGGCCUGUCCGCGGCUGCCCCAGGUCGAGUACCUGCACGACAAGGACACCAUGAUGCUGCGCUACAAGGGAGACGCCCUCAAAGUCAACACCGUCUACCUGCAGAAGCUGGACCAGCUGUACCGGUACAGCUGCGCCGAGGACCGCAAGCUCGACUCGUUCCUGCCGCGGGUGUGGUGUAUGCUGAAGCGGUACACCACGUUCUGGGCGGCGUCCGGCGGCGGCGAGUCGGCCGCCACCCAGGCCACGCAGGCGGCGCUGCCCCUGACCGUGCUGGAGUGCCUCCACAAACACUUCGGCGUGACGUUCGAGCUGUUCGCGUCGCCGCUCAACUGCUACUUCCGCCAGUACUGCUCGGCCUUCCCCGACACGGACGGCUACUUCGGCUCGCGCGGGAUGGUGCUGGACUUCAAGCCGACACACGGCUCGUUCGAGGCCAACCCGCCCUUCUGCGAGGAGCUGAUGGAGGCGAGCGUCAACCACUUCGAGCGGCUGCUGUCGCACACGCCCGAGCCGCUGUCGUUCGUCGUGUUCUUCCCGGAGUGGCGCGACCCGGCGCCGCAGGCGCUCAGCCGGCUGGAGUCCAGCCGCUGGAACCGGCGUCAGAUCACGCUGCCGCCGUUCGAGCACCACUACCGGCACGGCUUCCAGCACGUGCUCUGCAGGGCCGACUCGACCAUGCGCUCGGGCAACGGCACGGUGGUGGUGUGGCUGCAGAACGACGCCGGCCACGCGCGCUGGGGCCCUACCAAGGAGCGCGUCGAUGCCCUCCUGGAUGCGUUCCGGCCGAACCGCGAACGGCAGCGGGACCGACAGGACCUGCUGUCGCCGGGCCGGCGCGACAGCACGGGCCCGGCGGAC